Soboliphyme baturini is the source of this 843-nucleotide messenger RNA. The record is from the annotation of a GenBank genome assembly. NCBI's taxonomy places the organism in Eukaryota, Metazoa, Nematoda, Enoplea, Dioctophymatida, Soboliphymatidae.
AUGGUCGAAAGAUGUCGAAGAGUGGUUGGCAGCCGGAAGCGAGCUGCUUUCGAGGAGGAGGCUAAGAAGCUUGGUCGGUCGGCCGGCCGGCAGUUGGGCAACGGCCAGCGACGUGACUCAGGCGGGCAGCGGUGCGAUCCGACGAUCAUCUCCGACGACGUAACGACCGCAUUGCAGCAGAUAAUGAACGACGACGUCCGCACAGCCGAGGACGACCCAAUGGCCGGAUCCUCACUCACUCGCAUCAACAGAGGUGAGGUGUUUUCGGGCCUUCGAACUGGACAAGGGCUAUGCGUGCUGCACCGUUUCGGUGACGUCGGCCAAUCAAAAAUCGGUUGUUUGUGUUUGCCGUUAUGGCACCGCCUGAAAGUCGAGAAAUCCGUUGAUUUUCAGGCUGACCUUACGGAGUGCCGGCCAACCGGUCUGUCGGUCGACCGAUUACGGUGCAGAACGGUGCUGCUUUUUCAGGGCGGCCAUGCGAUGGCCAACUUUCUCAGCCGGCCAUUUCGGUACGUCGGUUCUUAUUGUCAACCGUUGCCUGUAAAGUGCUUGGAGAGCGAUAAGUCCCAAAAAGCUUCCAAGGCGACGACGCAUGAGUUGUCUCCGCGCAUGACAUGGCAGGUGGUCAUGGACAAAGCAGGGUCUCCCACUCUGGCCUCUGUUUUAAAGCUUGUGUUUGCGCUUUUUCCGUGGGACAGUGGUCAGGAGGCAUCCGACCGGGAAGGUGGCCACGCUGUCAGCAUCGAGGACACGAAACGAGGCAAACGAAACGGAGGCGAAACGAGGCGAAGCGAAGGUAGACUCGGGUGGUUUUUGUUGCAAUCGAAAGCUCUUAACGUUUGA